Molecule: messenger RNA, 3089 nt
Organism: Heterocephalus glaber (naked mole-rat)
Lineage: Eukaryota; Metazoa; Chordata; Mammalia; Rodentia; Bathyergidae
Gene: Znf555
Product: zinc finger protein 555
Biological process (GO): regulation of transcription by RNA polymerase II
Cellular component (GO): nucleus
Molecular function (GO): RNA polymerase II transcription regulatory region sequence-specific DNA binding; DNA-binding transcription factor activity, RNA polymerase II-specific
Source: RefSeq, a predicted model, not a curated record
UGUAGUGUACAUUUGUCUGAUUUCUGAAUACAUAAUAAUCUUCCUAAGGGCAAACCCUUAACGUGUCAAGGAUCGUGCUAACUAUAUGACUUGGAGUUUCUCACCUGUUUUCCAGCCUGGGCAAUUUAAUAACUUAGCAAGUCCCUGUCUCAAAAUAUAGAAUAUAGAGAGAUGGGGUGUAGCUCAAUGGGGGGCAGCGAGGUAGGAGAAUGCUCCGGGCGGUGGCGGGGUUUGGGGUCGGGGGUAACCUGCAGGCGGGAUCCCUGUCCUGAGAAGACACCUUCAGUCCUCAGGGGGGCGCAGUGACCCGACUCUCUGUCUCCGAGCUGCAGGAAGUCGGCGCCCCGCAGUGCCUCCGGGGACUUGUAGUUCGCGGCGUGGCGCGCAGGCGCAGUGCCAACUGUCUACAUAGUGAGCAGGCUAUGGACUCGGCGGAGAGACUAGGGGACGAGAGGUCGGCUAGAGCCCAGUCUGGUUCGGCUGGGGUGUUUGACCGGGUGUCCAUGAUCACCUGAGACCUCGCCAAGGGACUGUUCCCGGCCACCUGCCUGCUCCUGGAGGACAGAAUGGCUGCUGGCUUCCUGGCCUGCUGGUCCCAGGAGCCUGGUCCUGCAGUUUCUGUUGUGUGUCCAGAGCUGUCAUCUGGAACAUCAGGAGGGCCAACCUCCCCUACGGGUCAAACGGUCCACUGGUGCCAGGACUCAGUGGUCUUCGAGGAUGUGGCUGUGCAGUUCACUCAGGAGGAGUGGGCUUUGCUGGAUUCUGCACAGAGGGACCUCUACAGAGACGUGAUGCUAGAGACAUUCUGGAACCUGGCCUCCAUCAAUGAUGAAAGUCAAUUUAAAGCCAGAGAUUCAGUUUCUCAGCAGGAUAUUUAUGGAGAAAAAAUACCUAAGAAACCAGAAAUAGCAAAACUGACGAAGAAUGAUUCUUGGGCCUCUGCUUUUGGGAAAAUUUGGGAAGAUUUUGCCUUUGAAGAUCAGCACACAGGCCAGGGGAGAAAUCUAAGAAAUGAAACAGUGGAGACAUUCUGUGGAAGUAAUGGCAAAUGCAUAGACACCUUCAGCCAGAUUCCAAAUCUUAAUCUACAUAAGAGAAUCACUACUGGGGCAAAACAGUAUAGAAAAAUGAUGCAACGUUUGUCUUCCAAAGGCCGCAUCACAAUUCACACUGGACACAAGCCAUACCAGUGUCAGGAAUUUGGAGAGGCCUAUAGUUGUCAUUCAUACUUGAGAGCACAUGUGAGAGCCCACAAUGGAGAGAGACCUUAUGCCUGUGAAUUAUGUGAGAAAACCUUCCCUCGGACUUCUUCCCUCAAUCGGCAUGUAAGGACUCACACUGCAGAGAAAAACUAUGAAUGCCAGCACUGUGGGAAAGCCUUCAUUGACUUCUCAAGUCUCAAUAGCCACCUGAGAAGUCACACUGGAGAGAAGCCAUAUAAAUGCACAGAGUGUGGGAAAACCUUCAGCUAUUCCUCAACAUUCCGCAGACACACAAUAACACACACUGGGGAGAAGCCAUACAAGUGUAAGGAAUGUGGGAAUGCCUUCAGCUAUUCCUCCACAUUUCGCAGACACAUGAUAUCACACACAGGAGAGAAGCCACACAAAUGCAAGGAAUGUGGAGAAGCCUUCAGUUACUCCUCAGCAUUUCGAAGGCAUGCGAUCACACAUAGUGGAGAGAAACCACAUGAGUGUAAACAAUGUGGAAAAACCUUCAUUUAUCUCCAAUCCUUUCGAAGACAUGAAAGGAUCCAUACUGGAGAGAAACCAUAUGAAUGCAGAGAGUGUGGGAAAGCCUUCAUUUAUCCCCAAUCCUUUCGAAGACAUGAAAGGACUCAUGGUGGAAAGAAGCCCUAUGAAUGUACUCAGUGUGGGAAAACCUUUAGUCAUCCCUCAUCUUUCCAAGGGCACAUGAGAGUACACACUGGAGAUAAACCCUAUGAUUGUAAGCAGUGUGGGAAGACAUUUAAUUGGCCCAUAUCCCUACGAAAACACAUGAGAAUACAUGACAGAGAGAAACCCUAUCAGUGUAUCCAGUGUGGGAAAACCUUCAGUUUGUCAGCUUGCUUUCAAGACCAAGUCAGAAUCCACCCUGAGGACCAGUCCUAUCAGUGCAAGCUUUGUGGGAAAGCUUUCUAUUGCCAUAUAUCCUUACAAAAGCAUAUGAGAAGACACACUGCAGAGAAACUCUACAAAUGCAAGGAAUGUGGGAAAGCCUUCAGUUGGCCUGAGCUUUUACAGCAACAUGUGAGAACCCACACUAAUGAGAAACCCUAUAAAUGUAAGGAAUGUGGGAAAGUUUUCAAAUGGCCAUCGUCUUUACCAGUACACAUGAGACUGCAUUCCGGAGAGAAACCAUAUCAAUGUAAGGAGUGUGAGAAGGCCUUCAAUUGUUCCUCAUCACUGAGGAGACACAUGAGGAUACACUUUGCAGAAAAGCAAUAUACAUGUGAUGUGGGACAUCCUCCUGAAAGUGAAUUCAUGUACAGUGUUCCACAAAAUGCACCCCAGGACAGCAACCUUAUAAAAGUUGUAAAUAUGGCCUUGCCCUGAUUAGUACCUCAGUCUCACAGUGGACACAGAAAGAGUCUGGUUUCAUUUACAAAUAAACAUUUAAGGAAAAAAAAUAAUUCUUCAAGGCUGGAUAUGGUGGUGCACACCUGUAAUCCCAGUACUUGAGAAGGAGAAGCAGGAGGGUCAUGAGUUCAAGGCAAGCCUGGGCUACAUAGUGAGUUUAACACAUUCCUUCCAACUUGAACCACUGGUGGUACAUGCAUGACUGUCCAUUGGGCAGCUUGUAUCAUUCAGUGGGACUGUCUCACAUUGCUUGAUGGGACAGUCAUGCAUAUACUACUGGUGGUUCAGAACCACUUGGCAGCUGGAUAUAUAAAUUAUGGCCCUGUUGUAAAUGUGUCAAGGCUAGCCUGGACUACAUACUGAGACCUAGCUCAAAAAAACAAAUAAUAAUAAACUCAAAAUAUGUUUUUUCCUACAAUUCAAUAAAUGACACAUCUUUACAGCUUGUUGGACUUGUGGAUGAUUUGAAGUGUAUUUUUUAGUAUGCAAGUGGAUUUAAUUUCUGUUAUC